Pelobates fuscus (common spadefoot toad) is the source of this 2091-nucleotide messenger RNA. It is a transcript of the gene MIS18A, whose product is annotated as MIS18 kinetochore protein A. The transcript has 5 exons. Gene Ontology annotation, cellular component: chromatin; chromosome, centromeric region; nucleus. The record is from RefSeq and is a predicted model, not a curated record. Lineage: Eukaryota; Metazoa; Chordata; Amphibia; Anura; Pelobatidae. Bases 10 to 549 code for a protein of 179 amino acids. Gene Ontology annotation, biological process: chromosome segregation; CENP-A containing chromatin assembly.
UUGAAAGUAAUGGACUCGUUAGGAGGACUGGCUGAGUUUAACGGGGAGCCCGGGGCGGAGGGGGACUCGGCGUGCGCGGGGGAAGAAGCUCCCGCUGUGUUUCUGUGUGAGAAAUGCAAAAGCCCCCUGGGGGACACGUUUGCGUGUAAUGGUACUGACAGUGAGGAGCGCAGUAUAAUGCUGAAAGCUGUUUCUAUGUAUGUGACUGUGGAAAAAAAACGCAUUCUCUCAAGACAUGCACAGGAGUGUGGCUGCGUAUUUGAAAAUUUGAUAUGCAGUGGUUGUAAGACAGAAAUCGGGAAAAUUUACAGAUGCACCCCAAAGCACCUAGAUUACAAAAGGGAUAUUUUUUGCCUUUAUGUUGAUGCUGUUGACAGUUAUGUCUUAGGGUCUUCGUGUGUGCAAGUCUUUUCUGAUACUGAAGAACCUGUGACAUUUGAAAGCCGAAUGGCACUGGAGGAAGAAUUUGUAAAGGCCAAUACCGUCCUCACAAUACUAAAAGCCAAAGUGGCAGCCAUUGAAAAGAGACUUUUACAUGACAAAGGCUAAAUGGACCAUUGGUUAAGCAGACAACCAUUUUUCUGAAACGCUGAGGGGGGGGGGGGGGGGUGUAAGGAUCUGUGAUUUCCUCCUACCCUAUUUUUUUUUUUUUUUUUUUUAUUGGAUUUUUUUUUACGUGUAAUUAUGAAAGAACAGAUGUAAAGAACAUGUGAUACUUCCUGGGCCACAUCUUUUGACUUUACCCGUGUUUAACAUUUGCGUAAUUAGAAAUCUGCUCUUUAAAUGUGUUGUGCCUCAGCUGCGAUCAAUACUGGGAGCACACUACUAUCUGAUGGUUUCCUGCUUUUCAUGAACAGGGAGGGUUGGUUAAAAUGUGUUCUAGUUUCCUUUUGGUCCAAGACCAAUUUGGCUGGGAAAAGCCACAGACAGCUGCCUCUGAGUCCCUACAAUCCUUCUGGUGUAUUGAAUAGUAACCAACUCAUGAAUAAGUGAUUGCUUCCAAAAUCUUCAUGAAAAGCACAUACAUCUGUGCCUUCGAAGCAUGAUUUAAGGUUUACAGUCUUCUAGAUUCUGCAUGAAAUUAAUAUUAUUGUAACGAAGAAAUGUGUUCAUAUCCAUAAAAAAAAUUUUGGCAAACAUUAUAUUUCAUCUUGUCACGACACCAGUGUAAUUUUUAAAUUUUCAAUGUUUUAAUUUUAAAUUUUAUCGUGUAAUUGUAAAAGUUCUCCAGCAAAAGGAGCGCAAUAGGCACCAUAACCACUGUGGUGGUUGUGUAAGUAGUCUGGCAGGGUUAUUUACUAAAGUGAAUUCUCACUUUAAUAAAUAAUCAUGUUACCUUGUUUGAGUUCCUUCUCCUGGACCACUAUCAAACUGCUUUCAAGCUGACCUGCUUUCAUAUCUCGUUGACUAUCAUUGCUGUCCAAUUGUAGAAGAUGGAUAAUGCUGCUGUAUGUGAUCUGCAGCAGAGGGGCAGGUUUUUGGUGUUGGGCGAGCCCCAGUAUUGUCAAAGCCACAACCAGCGUUUUACAAAAAUGGGGGAAUAACCACUGCAGUAAUCUGUAGUUGUUAUGGUAUUGCGGUCACAUAUUUAAAGGGGAACUGUCACUUAUUAUGUUGUGUUUUUUAACAAAUAUGUAUUAAUGAGGUAUGAGAAGUCACAUGACUUUAUCCUGCAACCGAGUAAACACAUCUUAGCUCCCUGACAAUUUUAAAACCACCUGUCCUUUGUAUCUUCCAAAAGUUCAAAGUGAUUUUCAGUAUUUUAUUAAAUUGUGUAAUUUGCAUGAAAGUCACAGUUUAUCUUUAAUGAUUAAUCAAACAGACAAUCCAAACCACCUGGAGAUGCAUAUUAAAUCUUGUGGCAAAGUGACUUACCUGGGUUAAUAUGCUUGCUCAGAUUUGACAAGUUUUGGCCCAAAAACCUGAAUGCCACCCAGUUCUACGCUCAGCCUCCUAUUCAAAUUGUAGUGAGACCCCAUGACCAUAAACAUCAUGCUUGGUUUCUGCCUCUGCACAUUGUCAAUAGAUCUUGUAUAUAGUUAAAUGUUUUUUUUUGUAUUGACUGAAUAAAAGUUCAUUUCUACUUGACCC